Lemur catta (Ring-tailed lemur) is the source of this 649-nucleotide messenger RNA. It is a transcript of the gene NENF, whose product is annotated as neudesin neurotrophic factor. NCBI's taxonomy places the organism in Eukaryota, Metazoa, Chordata, Mammalia, Primates, Lemuridae. The record is from RefSeq and is a predicted model, not a curated record. The coding region runs from base 18 to 518 and encodes 166 amino acids. The transcript has 4 exons. Gene Ontology annotation, cellular component: membrane; endomembrane system.
UGCGCCGCGAGCUCGCCAUGGGGGUCCCCGCGCCGCGGCGGCCGCCGGCAGCGCUGGCCCUGGCCCUGGUCCUGGCGCUUGCAGCCCGGGCCGGGCAGGCGCCGCGCCCCGCCGAGCGGGGGCCUCCGGUGCGGCUCUUCACGGAGGAGGAGCUGGCGCGCUACGGCGGGGACGAGGAAGAUCAGCCCAUCUACCUGGCAGUGAAGGGAGUGGUGUUUGAUGUCACUUCCGGAAAGGAGUUCUACGGACGAGGAGCCCCCUACAAUGCCUUGACCGGGAAGGACUCCACUAGAGGGGUGGCCAAGAUGUCCCUGGAUCCUGCGGAUCUCACCCAUGAUACCACGGGUCUCACGGCCAAGGAGUUGGAGUCCCUGGACGAUGUCUUCACCAAAGUGUACAAAGCCAAAUAUCCUAUCGUUGGCUACACGGCCCGAAGAAUUCUCAACGAGGAUGGCAGCCCCAACCUGGACUUCAAGCCCGAAGACCAGCCCCAUUUCGACAUCAAGGACGAGUUCUGAUGUCCCACCUGCAGGGGCAGCUCCUGGGAGGGUGAGGCAGGAAGACACUCAAGCACUAAGUCUCCUGCAGAAUGGGCUGCCCGAAGCCUCUGAGUCACCUCGAUCUGAAUAAACCAGUUGCUUACCUGGAA